Messenger RNA from Calidris pugnax (ruff), 1383 nucleotides. Its product is annotated as keratin, type I cytoskeletal 19-like. Bases 1 to 1383 code for a protein of 460 amino acids. Gene Ontology annotation, molecular function: structural molecule activity. The transcript has 6 exons. NCBI's taxonomy places the organism in Eukaryota, Metazoa, Chordata, Aves, Charadriiformes, Scolopacidae. The record is from RefSeq and is a predicted model, not a curated record.
AUGAGCUGUGCCGUCAGGCAGGUCGUCACCACCUGCUCCCAGGGCAGCUCCGCGGCCGGCAGUGCCAGGAAGGUCUCCUCCGCCUCCUCGGGGAGACACGCUGCCUACGACCUGGCUGGUGGAGUCGGCAACUUCUCCGGUGGCAGUUUAGGAGAGGGGUUCCUCGGGAAGCAGCUGAGCGCCGGCAGUGCCGCCGGUGGGAGCUUUGGAGCUGCCCAAAGGGCUUGUUCCACCCUCGGAUUCAGCGGUGGAGGCAUCUGCGGUCGGGGUGUCGGUGGUGGCUUCACCAGGGUCAGCGCUGGUUGCGGUGACGGGAUCUUGUUCGCUAACAAUGAGAAGGCGACGAUGCAGAACCUCAACGACCGCCUGGCCUCCUACCUGGAGAAGGUGCGGCUCCUGGAGGGGGACAAUGCCGACCUGGAGUGCAAGAUCAGGGAGUGGUACGCCAAGGUAGGGCCCAGCUGCGAGCCACGGGACUACAGCUGCUUUCACAAGGAAAUCGAAGACCUGCAAAACCAGAUCCUGUGUGCGGCCAUGGAGACGAACAAAAUCCUUCUGAACAUUGAUAACAACCGGAUGACUGCUGAUGACUUCAGAGUGAAGUACGAGACCGAAUGUGGUCUCCGGCAAAACGUGGACGCGGACAUUUGCAACCUGCGCCCCGUCCUGGACCAGCUGGCCAGCUGCAAGACCGACCUGCAGCUCCAGUGCGAGGCUCUGACCGAGGAGAUGUGCUGCCUCAAGACCAACCACGAGGAGGAAAUGAGCUGUCUGAGGAAACAGGCGACUGGAGACGUGAGCGUGGAGGUCAACGCCUGCCCUGGCCCGGACCUGAGGAAGAUCCUGGAAGAUCUGAGGUGCCAGUAUGAAACAUUGAUGGAGCGCAACCGCAAAGAGACUGAGCAGUGGUACGCCUGCAAGGUGGAGGAGGUGAACCUGGAGGUUGUCACAAGCAGCCAGGAGAUCGAGUCAAGCAACAAACAGGUCACCGAGCUGAGACGGCAGCUGCAGGCCUUGGAGAUCAACGUGCAAGCCCAGCUCACCAUGAAAGAAAACCUGGAAUCGUCUCUGGCGGAAACCGAGUGUCGCUACAACAAAUACCUGGCGGAGCUACAGAGCCAGAUCUCCUGCGUGGAGCAGCGCCUGGCUGAGAUCCGGGCGGAGAUGGAGUGCCAGAACCAGGAGUACAAGAUCCUGCUGGACGUCAAAUGCCGCCUGGAGCAGGAGAUCCAGACCUACCACUGCCUGCUGGAGGGCGGCCAGCACGACAUCAUGUACGCAGGGCACUGGGGGCACUCACACCCCUCUGCUCUCACUCACGGGGACGUGCAAAUUCAUGACAGCAGUGGUAAAAGCAGUGUUGUGGUGAAGAACCAGUGCUGA